UCUCAUUUUGUCCACGUUAUUUGAAAAGGGCGUCCCAUGGAAAAGCAUUCUCGACGCAAUUUGACAAGAAUAGAAUAUUUGAUAUUGUAGAGUUGGGUGAAUAAAGAUGAAAAUAGUAUCCUAUGCGAGGCAAUUAUUGUUUUCAAAGCCUACUACGUUUUCAAAGAGAACUUUUGCCUCCACAACACAACCCUCUAAGGAAGAAACCAAUGGAGUGGAAGAAAUGGUAGGUACUCUUUUGGAUUUCUUUGUUGAAAGUCGUUGUUACGGUUUUUGGAAGACUUUUUUACAAAGUGUUUCCUAUUUUUACGAUCGAGCUGCUCAGCUGACUGAUUUUCCUAAAGAAAUGCUGCACUAUAUAAAGACUUGCAAAUCCGUCAUACAAGUUAACUUUCCCAUCGAGAAGAGAGAUGGAACUGUGGAAAUGAUCCGUGCCUACCGUGCUCAUCAUAGUGAACAUCGUUUGCCUACCAAAGGAGGCAUCCGAUUUGCAGACAAUGUGACGGAAGAUGAGGUCAAGGCACUUUCAGCAUUGAUGACUUUUAAGUGUGCUGUUGUUGAUGUACCCUUUGGUGGAGCCAAGGGAGGAGUGGUUAUCGAUUCAAAGAAAUAUGGCAACUACGAACUGGAAAAAAUUACUCGUCGUUAUACUGCAGAACUGAUCAAGCGAAACGCUAUUGGCCCAGCAACCGAUGUGCCAGCUCCUGAUUAUGGUACCAAUGCAAAGAUAAUGGCUUGGAUCAAAGAUACUUAUAUGGCUUUGCGUCCAGCAGAUAUCGAUGGUGUUGGUUGUACUACAGGAAAGCCAGUACAACAAGGAGGUAUUCGAGGCAGAGAAUCGGCAACUGGUUUAGGUGUCUAUUUUGGUAUUCGAGAGUUUGUUUCCAAUUCAGCCCUUAUGAAUCAGCUUGAGUUGAAACCUGGUGUUGAAGGAAAGAGAGUAAUUGUUCAAGGUUUGGGAAAUGUUGGUUAUUGGGCUUGUCAUUUCUUGCGAAAGUAUGGAGCAAAGGUUGUCGGUGUUGCUGAAUACAAUGGCGGCAUCGUGAAUGAAGAGGGAAUCAACACAGAAGAUUUAAAGAAAUAUCUUUCCAAACAUGAUACAUUCAAAGGUUUCUCUGGUGGUCGUUUUGUUUCGAAUCCUGCAGAGCUUCUCGAACUUGACUGCGACAUUCUAAUCCCAGCUGCCCUCGAAGGGGUUAUCAAUCAAAGCAAUAUGAAAAAUAUUAAAGCACCGAUAAUUGCCGAAGCUGCAAAUGGUCCAGUUACUGCCGGUGCUGACGAAUACUUGUCCAACAGGGGUCAUUUGAUCAUUCCAGACUUGCUUUUGAAUGCUGGUGGUGUCACAGUAUCCUACUUUGAGUGGAUUAAGAACUUGGCUAAAAUGCGUUUUGGACGAAUGACUCGUCGUUUCGAAGAGAGUUCAAUGAGAACUGUUAGCGAUGUUCUAGAAAGACAUGGAAUUGUGUUGACAGAGGGAGAAAAGAAGCUUUUGGUGGUUGGAGCUGAUGAAGAAUUAUUGGUACAAUCUGGUUUAGAAGAUACAAUGGUAGUUGCAGCACAAGAGUUGGUUAAUAUUGCAAAGGAGAAAAAUGUUACUCAUCGAGUGGCUGCCUAUUACGAUGCAAUACAUAAAAUUACGGGAGUAAGCGGUCCAUUGCUUAUUGCCUUGUGUUUCGAUACUUACCCUUUUUCUUUUUAGGACUACAAACAUGCUGGUAUUUUCCCAUGAUUAUUGUUUGGUACCCAAGUUGUGUUGGAUUUGUUUGCAAAAUGUUCAAAUAAACUUUGUUAGAAUAUUUUUUUGGUUCAAAACAAAAUAGAAACUUGGUCUUGAUUGGGACAUUCCCUUGUUUU
Messenger RNA from Galdieria sulphuraria, 1854 nucleotides. RefSeq names its product glutamate dehydrogenase (NAD(P)+) isoform 2. The record is from RefSeq and is a predicted model, not a curated record. Gene Ontology annotation, molecular function: L-glutamate dehydrogenase (NAD+) activity. Bases 107 to 1699 code for a protein of 530 amino acids. Lineage: Eukaryota; Rhodophyta; Bangiophyceae; Galdieriales; Galdieriaceae. Gene Ontology annotation, cellular component: mitochondrion. The transcript has 12 exons. Gene Ontology annotation, biological process: L-glutamate catabolic process.